ACAACAACUAUCCUUCUCCCGGCAAUUUUUGCCCCAGACAUCAAUAAAAACUCGAUAUGGCGAACGUUUUGAGUGGAAAAGAAGUUGCCCAAGAGAUCCGUAACCAGAUAAAGGAAGAGGUAGCAGCUAUCCAGGUAUCAGAAUGUCCUUCUUUCAAGCCUGGCCUGUCGAUAGUCCAGGUUGGUGAUAGAGAUGAUUCCAAUGUUUACAUCAGGAUGAAACUGAAGGCAGCAGCUGAGUGUGGAGUCAAUGCACAACAUCUCAAAUUACCAAGGACUAUUACCGAAAGGGAGUUGAUGAACCAGGUCGAGGCAUUGAACCUUGAUCACACAGUGCAUGGAAUUAUUGUUCAGCUGCCUCUUGAUACAGAUAGUCCUAUUGAUGCUCAUAAAGUCACAAAUGCCAUAGCCCCAGCCAAAGAUGUGGAUGGCCUUGGAGAGGACAAUGCAGGCAAGUUAUCAAGAGGUGAUUUGACUGAUUGCAUCCCACCAUGCACCCCUCGCGGAUGCCUAGAACUCAUCCGAAGGACUGGCGUCAAGAUCGCUGGCUCACAGGCUGUUGUGAUUGGCCGCAGUAAGAUAGUUGGUGCUCCAAUGAGAGAUUUGUUGACCUGGGAGCAUGCCACAGUCACCUGCUGUCAUUCUAAAACACAGGACCUUAAAGCUGAGGUGAGUCGAGCAGAUAUCCUGGUUGUGGCCGUUGGGCGUCCUCAGAUGGUGAAGGGAGACUGGAUUAAGCCAGGGGCGGUCAUCAUCGACUGUGGCAUCAACUCCAUUCCAGAUGCCACGAAAAAGAGUGGUCAGCGUCUUGUCGGUGAUGUUGAUUAUAAUGAAUGCAAGGAACAUGCUUCGUGGAUUACUCCUGUUCCUGGAGGUGUGGGGCCCAUGACUGUGGCUAUGUUACUCAGGAAUACAGUAGAUGGUGCAAAGAAAUGCCUGACGAUUUCAAAGGUUGGAAAGUGGGAUUUGUCACUGCUGAAGUUGAAUCUGCUUCGUCCUGUUCCCAGUGAUAUUGACAUCGCAAAAGCUCAAGUCCCAAAGAACAUCGGAGAUCUAGCAGAUGAGGUUGGCCUCCAUUCGGAUGAGGUUGACCUCUAUGGCAAGAAGAAGGCAAAAGUAUCGCUGAGUGUACUGAAUCGGCUUCAGGAUCAAAAGAAUGGAAAGUACGUUGUUGUGACUGGAAUUACACCGACACCACUUGGAGAGGGCAAAAGUACUACCACCAUUGGUUUAUGCCAGGCAUUAGGAGCCCAUCUGGAGAAAAAUGUGUUCGCUUGUGUACGACAGCCAUCACAGGGUCCCACCUUUGGAAUUAAAGGUGGCGCUGCCGGUGGUGGCUAUUCGCAAGUCAUUCCCAUGGAAGAAUUCAACCUCCACUUGACUGGAGAUCUCCAUGCCAUAACUGCUGCCAACAACCUUCUCGCGGCUGCAAUUGAUGCCAGGAUGUUCCAUGAGUCAACGCAGACGGAUUCUGCCCUAUAUAGCCGCUUGGUACCAAAAAAGAAGGGCUCAAGGGAAUUCUCUAAAAUUCAGCUGUCCAGGUUGCAGAAAUUGGGCAUAAAAACAACCAAUCCUGAUGAAUUGACAGAAGAUGAGAUCCAUGAGUUUGCUAGACUUGACAUUGACCCUGAAACUAUCACAUGGCAGAGAGUCAUGGACACGAAUGACCGAUUCCUCCGUAAGAUUACAAUUGGUCAGUCACCGACAGAGAAGGGUAAAACACGAGAGACCCAGUUUGACAUCACGGUAGCCAGUGAAAUCAUGGCAGUGCUUGCUUUGACAACCGGUUUGCAGGACAUGAGGGAGAGGCUGGGGAAGAUGGUGGUAGCCAGUGAUAAGAAGGGACGCCCAGUCACUGCUGAUGAUGUGGGUGUUAGUGGUGCUCUUGCUGUACUAAUGAAAGAUGCCAUUCGACCAAACCUGAUGCAAACAUUAGAGGGAACACCAGUAUUCGUCCAUGCUGGUCCUUUUGCCAACAUCGCCCAUGGCAACUCUUCCAUUCUAGCUGAUAAGAUUGCUCUCAAAUUGGUUGGCGAAGACGGCUUUGUUGUUACUGAAGCCGGUUUCGGUUCAGACAUCGGUAUGGAGAAAUUCUUCGACAUUAAGUGUCGUUACUCCAGUUUAGUUCCCAAUGCUGUUGUGCUGGUCGCCACGAUACGAGCCCUGAAGAUGCACGGCGGUGGGCCGACGGUCACUGCUGGUGUGCCUUUACCCUCGGAAUACACAUUAGAGAAUCUUGACCUUGUGUUGAAGGGGACUGCCAACCUCAAGAAACAUAUCCAAAUAGCUCGAACCUUCGGUAUCCCGGUGGUCGUAGCGAUCAAUGGUUUUAACACUGACACGCCAGCCGAGCUUGAGCUUGUCCAGAAGGAGGCGAGAGCAGCAGGUGCUUUUGAUGCGAUCAUUUGUCAGCAUUGGGCAGAUGGUGGCGCCGGUGCCAAGGACUUGGGGGAAGCAGUCGACAGAGCCUGCAAGGAACCAAAUGACUUCAAAUUCUUGUACGACCUCAGUCUCUCCCUGGAGGAGAAGAUAGAAACUAUUGCCAAACAAGUUUACGGUGCUGAUGGGAUCGAUAUAUUGCCAGAUGCCAAGAAACAACUUGACACUUACAAAAGACAGGGUUUCUCUGGAUUGCCCAUCUGUAUGGCCAAGACUCACUUGUCGCUGUCUCAUGAUCCUUCCCUGAAGGGAGCCCCGACAGGGUUCACAGUUCCCAUCAGAGAUGUCCGUGCUAGUGUCGGUGCUGGAUUCAUCUAUCCAUUACUCGGAACCAUGAGUACAAUGCCUGGCCUGCCAACUCGUCCAUGCUUCUAUGAUAUUGAUAUCGACCCAGAGACAGAAGAAGUGCUGGGACUCAUGUAAACGACCCACUUGUGCCAGUUGGACUUUAAAAUACCAUAUCAGAAUAAUUAUGCCCCCCGACGUCUGAAGAGAGAUGGGGGCAUAAUGUUUUCACCCUGGCUGUCCAUUUGUCUGUCUGUCUGUCUGUCUUGGUAUUUAUGAUGAAUUUCAUUUCUGAUUGUGUCCAGAUGAUAUGUAUAGAAGUUCUCUUUACUGUUGCAGAUUAAUCCUCUCCUCAGUAUUAAGUCUCAGAAUUCAUUCAUUACUGUAUUAUUGUUUACUCAUGAAGAAAGUCAUAAAUUGCAUUUAGGCUUAUGUUAGUGAUGAUAGAAAUGAUAAAGAUUUGUCGAUUUAAGGUGAACUUCUUGUUAUCAUGAAGUAAACACUGUAAUAUGUAUUUGAUUUCAUAUCAUAUCAUGAAAAGUUAUUUGAAAAAAAAUAAAUUUCUUGAUCUAUGAUGCAGUACU
Molecule: messenger RNA, 3307 nt
Organism: Lineus longissimus
Lineage: Eukaryota; Metazoa; Nemertea; Pilidiophora; Heteronemertea; Lineidae
Product: C-1-tetrahydrofolate synthase, cytoplasmic-like
Exons: 20
Coding region: 57-2861 (934 amino acids)
Biological process (GO): tetrahydrofolate interconversion
Cellular component (GO): cytosol
Molecular function (GO): formate-tetrahydrofolate ligase activity; ATP binding; methenyltetrahydrofolate cyclohydrolase activity
Source: RefSeq, a predicted model, not a curated record